Micropterus dolomieu (smallmouth bass) is the source of this 2479-nucleotide messenger RNA. RefSeq names its product DnaJ (Hsp40) homolog, subfamily C, member 27 (gene dnajc27). Gene Ontology annotation, molecular function: GTP binding; GTPase activity. Bases 303 to 1124 code for a protein of 273 amino acids. The record is from RefSeq and is a predicted model, not a curated record. NCBI's taxonomy places the organism in Eukaryota, Metazoa, Chordata, Actinopteri, Centrarchiformes, Centrarchidae. The transcript is spliced from 7 exons.
GGCUAACUUGACGCCAAAAAUCUCUGGUUAGCAUUUUUAGGCUAUGAGGUUAGCAGGCGAGCUGUGUCUCUGCUGUGUGUUGCGAUGGCAGCUGAACCUAAAUAUUAGCACUAAUGCUAAAGUAAAACAAUGCAGAGUGAUUCAUUAAUCCGCUAAUAGUUCACUUUAAGGGCCGUGCUAAUUAUUAGCCAGCUAUCGGCUAGGUGUUAGCAUCGCUCCCAACAACAGCAACAACAACAACAACAGUAGCAGCUAGCUGUCAACAGUUUCACCGCAGAAACGUCCUUUUAAAAUAAAUCCAGAUGGAAACAAACGCGCCGAAGCGAAGAGACAAUAAGAAAUCGCUGCGUGUGAAAGUGAUCAGCCUCGGAAAUGCCGAGGUCGGAAAGAGCUGCAUUAUCAAACGCUACUGUGAGAAGAGGUUUGUUCCCAAGUAUUUGGCCACUAUUGGCAUCGACUAUGGCGUCACCAAAGUGCAGGUUCGCGAUAGAGAAAUCAAAGUGAACAUCUUCGACAUGGCCGGUCAUCCUUUCUUCUACGAAGUGCGUAAUGAGUUCUAUAAGGACAGUCAGGGGGUGCUGCUGGUUUAUGACGUCGGCCUCAGGGAGAGUUUCGACGCCCUCGACAGCUGGCUCGGCGAGAUGAAACAGGAAAUGGGCUCUCAGGCCAACAUGGACAGCAUUGUGUUCAUCGUCUGCGCCAACAAGGUGGACCUGACAAAGCGGCGGGUGGUGGACGAGGGGGAGGGGCGUCUGUGGGCUGAGUCCAGAGGUUUUCAUUACUUCGAAACGUCGGCGCAGAGCGGAGAGGGCAUCAACGAGAUGUUUCAGGCGUUCUUCUCGUCCAUCACCGACAUGUGUGAGAACGGCGGGAAGCGCCCGGUGUCUGAGGUCAGCGUCGGCUUCACCAAAGAGCAGGCGGACACCAUCCGACGCAUCCGAAACAGCAAGGACUCCUGGGAUAUGCUGGGCGUCAAACCUGGUGCCACGCGGGAGGAGGUGAACAAGGCGUACAGGAAGUUGGCAGUCCUGCUGCACCCGGACAAAUGCGUGGCACCCGGCAGCGAAGACGCCUUUAAGGCCGUGGUGAACGCCCGCACUUCACUGCUGAAGAACAUUAAAUAACACAAACACACACCACUGAAAGCUCGCAGAGAGUUUGGACCUCACUCAGACACGGACUGAAGAAUCACAUGAACAGUGUUUAUUUAUUGGAAUAUUUAUUUAACGUAAAGGUCUUGUGUGCCAUGUUGCUCGCCACAGUGCUGUAUGCCAACCCAACGCGUGGUUCAUGACCAGUUUUAACUUAUUUACUACGUUUUAUCUAUAAACCGGUGUGUGUGUGUAUGUGUUAAUGUGAGAGAAAGUAUGGAAGGUGAUUAGGGCCACACGGAGGAAAAAUUUAGUUCUGAGAUUAAAGUCAGAAUUUUAACAUUUGUUAUGAUUAUUGUGAGGAACAAAUGUUUAAAUUUUAAAAGAAGUUGUAAAUCUAAGGCUAAACUUAGAUUUAUUUAUUCAAAUCAGAUCUUUUAUGUUUAAAUUCAAAAAAUUCUGAGGAAAAAUGUUCAAAUUUAUUCUUAGGACAAGUUUUGAUUAAAGUCAGAACUUUUGGUUUGAAGUCAAACUUUUAAAUUAAACUCACAUUGUGAGAUAAAGAUAAGAAUUAAUAGAAUUCAGAGAACAUAAAAUCAAUAAUAGGAAGAAAUGAUUUUCAAAUUGUCAAAAGCCAAAAGAAGUUGUAAUUGUGACAAUAUAGUUAGGAAAUUAAAGUCAGACUUUUUAGAUUAAAGAAGUCAAACUUUUAAAUUAAACUCACAUUGUGAGAUAAAGAUAAGAAUUAAUAGAAUUCAGAGAACAUAAAAUCAAUAAUAGGAAGAAAUGAUUUUCAAAUUGUCAAAAGCCAAAAGAAGUUGUAAUUGUGACAAUAUAGUUAGGAAAUUAAAGUCAGACUUUUUAGAUUAAAGAAGUCAAACUUUUAAAUUAAACUCACAUUGUGAGAUAAAGAUAAGAAUUAAUAGAAUUCAGAGAACAUAAAAUCAAUAAUAGGAAGAAAUGAUUUUCAAAUUGUCAAAAGCCAAAAGAAGUUGUAAUUGUGACAAUAUAGUUAGGAAAUUAAAGUCAGACUUUUUAGAUUAAAGAAGUCAAACUUUUAAAUUAAACUCACAUUGUGAGAUAAAGAUAAGAAUUAAUAGAAUUCAGAGAACAUAAAAUCAAUAAUAGGAAGAAAUGAUUUUCAAAUUGUCAAAAGCCAAAAGAAGUUGUAAUUGUGACAAUAUAGUUAGGAAAUUAAAGUCAGACUUUUUAGAUUAAAGAAGUCAAACUUUUAAAUUAAACUCACAUUGUGAGAUAAAGAUAAGAAUUAAUAGAAUUCAGAGAACAUAAAAUCAAUAAUAGGAAGAAAUGAUUUUCAAAUUGUCAAAAGCCAAAAGAAGUUGUAAUUGUGACAAUAUAGUUAGGAAAUUAAAGUCAGACUUUUUAGA